CCAAGAGCGGCAGAAAAGUUGUUUGAUACAAAGCACCAGCGUCCUGUGGAUUGGGCAUUGGAACAACAGAGACAUUUCACGCCCGGGUGUUCUCCAGCCAUCCACUUACACACCCACCCCUACGAACAUGAUGGCUCCCGACAAGUCCAAGAAGACGCUUUUCGACAGCGACGACGAACUCGAUGGGGGCGUCCAGCUGAAGGUCAACGAUGAAUAUGCAAGACGAUUCGAACACAACAAGAAGCGCGAGGAGCAACAUCGGCUGGAAGAGAAAUACCAGGGAAGACAGUCCCAAAAGACGGGUGGAAAGGAUAACGACGAUGACGACGACGAUGAAUCAGACUCUUCCGACGAUGAGACAGAAGAUGAGGAAGGCGUUCUAGCAACCGAAGAGCUAGAUGCCCAGCUCAAUGCUACGCUCCAAGCCAUCCGUAAUAAAGACCCGCGCAUCUAUGAUCCGAAUGCCCAGUUUUAUGCGCCCAUAGACGACGAAGCCGACGAUGACGAGCCUCCUAUGAAGAGUAAAAAGGAGAAGACCAUUACCCUUAAGGACUAUCAUCGAGAGAGAAUCAUGCGUGGCGACGCUGGUGUAGAGGACGAUGACGACGACAACCAGCCUGCCCGGACCUAUGCUCAGGAGCAAGACGACUUGAAGAAGACCAUCCGAGAUGAGAUCCAGGCACAGCUACGCGCAAACACUAGCGAUGCUGGUAGCGAUGACGAGGACGAAGGCUUCUUGAAAGCCAAAGAGGGCGCUAUGGCCAAGGCGACUGCUGAACUGAGCCAGAUUGGCAUGCAUCCAUCCCGAGCUGCCAAAGUGAAGCCUAAGAAAGUUUCACUGGAAGAGGCGGACAAGAACCCUGAACUUUACUUGUCUAACUUCAUGGAAUCUCGUGCUUGGAUUGAAGAGGACGCCGGGAGGUGGAAGGCCUUUGAGUCGGAUGAGGAGGACGAUGAAAAGGCCGAGAAAUGGGAGGCAGCAUACAACCUGCGAUUUGAAGAUCCGGAGAAAAGCAAUGAAAUCCUGAAGACCUACGCCAGAGAUGUGGCUGCUGCUAAGUCAGUCCGACGAGAGGAAAAGACGGGAAGGAAAAAGCAACGAGAGCUCGAGCGUGAAAGAAAGGAAGCAGAGAAACAGCAACGAAAGGAAGAACGCGCAAGGUUGCGCCGGCUGAAGAUUGAUGACGCGGAGCGUAAACUGAAGCAGAUCAAGAAAGUCGCUGGCCUCUCUGGCAAGACAAUCAAGGAUGAGGAAUGGAUCAAAUUCCUCGAUGACGCUUGGGACAACGACAAGUGGGAAGAGGAGAUGCGCAAGACUUUUGGCGACGAAUAUUAUGCCGAGCAGGGCGAUGUGGAGGUAUCUGAGGAUGAGGAUCAGGACGGAAAGAAGAAGAAAAAAGUUAAGAAGCCCAAGUUCAAGGAUGACAUCGACAUCAACGACAUUAUUCCGGGUUUCGAGGAAGAGGAAAAGCCCAAGGUUAGUCUAUCUGAGCUCGAGGCAGAUGCUGAGGAAGAUGAGGACGCAAAGGACGACGAAGAUGAGGACGGCCACUCUGCAAAACGCCAGAAGACGACGAAGGACCGCAGGAAAGAACGACUCGCCAGCCAGAAGGAAGUGAGACAAGUACGCUCCAAGAUCGAGGCUCUGGUCGACGCCAAACUGGACAUCGACGAGCCAGAUAUUCUGAAAGCAGCCAAGGCCAAGGACGGCCCCAAGUUUGCCUACAGGGAAACCUGGAAGGAGUCUUUUGGUCUAACGGCACAGGAUAUUCUCAUGGCCCCGUCCGAUGCCGCACUGAAUGAGUACGCCGGCCUGAAGAAACUUGCUCAUUUCCGACCCGACGACAAAAAGUCCAAGGACAAAAAGAGGCUUGGAAAGAAGGCCAGACUCCGACAAUGGCGCCGUGAGACAUUUGGUCCCGAGGCUGAGAGGGAAGGUCCGCAGUUUAUCUUCGGUGGUGCUCCGGAGGAGAAGGAGGAACCAAAGGUUGUAAGCAAUAUCAUCGAAGGGAAGAAGAAGAGGAAACGAUCUGGUCGCAAGGGGAAGAAAGUUGAUUCCGAAGAAUGAGCUGGGCAGAUAGCAGGAUAACGUCCAUUUCAAGGACGAACCGUCGGUACUAUUCUUCACCAUCGAUGGUCAGGCCCACCAUCAGUUGUACAUACUAAUGAUACUCGUUCUAUCAUGCUUGCC
Messenger RNA from Pseudomassariella vexata, 2191 nucleotides. RefSeq names its product KRI1-like family C-terminal-domain-containing protein. Gene Ontology annotation, cellular component: 90S preribosome; nucleolus. The coding region runs from base 128 to 2068 and encodes 646 amino acids. Lineage: Eukaryota; Fungi; Ascomycota; Sordariomycetes; Amphisphaeriales; Pseudomassariaceae. Gene Ontology annotation, biological process: endonucleolytic cleavage in ITS1 to separate SSU-rRNA from 5.8S rRNA and LSU-rRNA from tricistronic rRNA transcript (SSU-rRNA, 5.8S rRNA, LSU-rRNA). The record is from RefSeq and is a predicted model, not a curated record. The transcript has 2 exons.